GGCGGCGCUUCUAGAACUGGUUUCAGCCACCAGAACAUUUCUAUAAAAGAGACAAGUGGCUCCGAGCUUGCCCCAAUCCCAAAUCGUUGACUGCCGAAUACACAAUGCGUCCACACAUAUUGGAGAUCUUCUGCUGGAGCUGCCUUCUGCUUUUGGCCGUGCCAUCUACAAGAGCGGCUUCGGUCUGGCAGCUGCCCAGCCCCGAGCAGGUGCACGAAGAUCUGGACAGUUGUCGCCUUCAGUCGGAGGGACAGGAUGCGGAGACCUUGAGAUGCCUGGUGGAGAGGCUCGGCCUGUGGUCCGACGAGAGUGGCCACAAUGCAAAGCGCAUAGCAAAGAUCUUUGCUGGCCACAACCAAAUGGAGGAAUUGCAGCUCGUGGUCGAUUUCUGCAACAGGAGGGAGCAGCGUCCAAGUCAGCCUAAUGAAUGGGCCUACCAGGCCUACAAGUGUGCCACAUCAGGAAGAUUUUCUCAUUGGAUCAAGGAUUACAUGAAGCAAAAGAGGGAUGUAUAA
This is a messenger RNA of Drosophila subobscura, 515 nucleotides long. RefSeq lists its product as uncharacterized. The record is from RefSeq and is a predicted model, not a curated record. The transcript has a single exon. Lineage: Eukaryota; Metazoa; Arthropoda; Insecta; Diptera; Drosophilidae. Gene Ontology annotation, molecular function: odorant binding. Bases 105 to 515 code for a protein of 136 amino acids.